CGUUGCUCUUAUUCAUAAGAAGAUAAUUUUAACUUUAAUUCAGAUUUUUUUUUUACUUACUUUCUAUGUGUUUACCUAAUUGUAAUAAAAUAUAUUAUAGGGGUACACACCAUUACACAUUGCGAUGCAGUUCAGACAUGAAAACGUCUAUAGACUCCUGGUCGAAAUGUAUGAUGCUGAUCCAAAUAUGAGAGAUUGGUCCGGUAAAAAGGCGCGACAAUAUCUUGUGCAUAUGGAUACGUCCCUGUCACCAGGGUCUUAUAGAAAACCGGAUACGAAUGUCGGUCGUAGUGUUACUUCGCAACCUUCUGUGAAGGUUCAGAAGAGUUAUGUUCAACAAUUGAGCAAGAACGAAAAGGAAGGUUUCUUACGCAUCGGCUCCUUAAACGUGCGCGUCAAGAAGACUACAGAGGCAUUCAGUAACUUCCUGGGUGUUGGCGCUACAAGGACGGCGUACGUUCAUAAACGAGCUGAUGUCGAGAGACGGUCAGAUGACGGUGAACUACACAAAUCAUGGGGUUCCGCAGAUAAUAUACAGAAGGAUGAUAAGUCUAUGCCACCUCCGCUGAGCAGUAAAGUGCGUCGUCGGGGUGCCAGCGGCCGAAGAGGAGUUGCAAGUCAUAGUAGAAGCACGCCGUCUACACCCGACCAGCCACGUGCGCAGAUAGGUCUAAACGAAGAAGGUGACUCGGACUCCGACACUGCAGCUGGUUUCCAUUCAGCCUGGAGGCAGCAGAGGUCGUCAAACCAUUAGUAUCAAAACUAAUUACAUUAUAUUCAUCACCCUUCUCACUUUAAACUUAUAACACAGCUGCUACAAUUUAUAUACUCAAAAUACACUUUUUGUUUUAAAGUUAACGUCUACGUGGUUAUACGAGUUACAAGAUAUCGUUCGCUUAUGUUAUAUUGUCUAUUUUAUUCCUUUGGUUGCGGCGUUUUAUUUGUUAAGCUAUUCUUAUCCUUUUUUGAGUGCAAUAAGGUUCACUUUACUAUGACCCCCACAAAUUACAUGUAUUACUUGAUGGACUUCACUUGUACGUUAUCUUCUCAUGAUCUUGUUUGUUUAUCGAAUUAUUAUUAUUAUUUUUUUCUCUGCUUAAAAUUUUUCUUGUGCAGUAUUAUUUUGGAUGUAUGAGACGAAACGUCUCAUCAUUCGGGUCCCGGGUCUAUCGCGUUAUAGGGAGAGGAGCUUUUACAGUGCCUGGCACUUACGACCCUGGUGUAGGUUUAAGGGGCCCCUAUCUAAUACGAAUUAAUGCUCACCUCCACCGUCCAAGCUCCUCUCUUUAAAUAACAAAAUUUGAAACGAACAUACUAGGCCUGCUUUCGUAGCACGCUCCAAAAAUGAAUUGGUGUUAGUUCUGGACAGAACCCAAGUCUUUAAGUAGGCUGUAGAGUGAUUAAGCUGUUAUACCUCUGUCUCCCACUCCUACAGCGUAAAAAUUAAAAAAACAUAUUCUUGGCGAGUUCGUUAGUGAGCUCGUAAUACUUUUUGACCUUGAUGGCAUAGUCUUUGGAGACGUUGGUUUUCCAAGAAACCAUGAACUCUUUUAACUCAACGCCCUCUAAAAUUUGCCAAUACAGAAAUAUGUCUGGUCUGGACGCCGACGCACAAAUAUCCUCUGGGAUAUUACCAUUUUUAUAAUUUUCAAAAACAUGUAUUAUUUUCAAAUAAUUAAUAAGUUACCUUUAUUUAUGGCUUUCCAUAUAAGUAUUAAACGUACUUCAUACAUUAUUAAUUAAGACUAAAUGACUCACAAUUUUUGAGAAUUAAGUCAAAUAUAUUUGUUUUUUUUUCUUUAAUUAAUUAUAGUUUCUUACUUGUAUUCAUAAGUAGGUAAGUUUUUUUAUGAACAUGUUGAUAAUGCUUAAGACUUCAAUUAUAAGUGGCAUAACUCGUUUUCUAAAAACAAACUAGGUACUCAAAAUUAUUCAAAUGAACAAAAAAAUUAUUAUAUUAAUUAUAUUUAAUUAAUGUAUACGAUAAUAUUACGCUAGAAAUGUAAUACAAAAAAAGUAUUAAAUUAUUAUGUUUGCUUUAAACCAUCACAAAAAUAUUACCGCCGAUAAAAUCACUUUAACUUCCAAAACUUAUUAACUAACAUUUUGAAAUGUAUCUUUUUGAGAUUAUUUUUAUAUAUGUUUCUCAUUCUCUUUGAACCUAAGAUCUCAUAUAAAUCUUUAUUAAAACUUAACCCGGAUCCACACUGUGCUGACGUCAGUUAGUGUAUUUUUUUUUUAAUUUAUGAAUUCAUUUAAAUACAUCGAGAAAAGAAAGGAAAAACGACACUGACGUGUAGACCGACCAUAACACCAAAGUCUUUUUAUAUUUCUUUAAUAUAACCGAUCAAAAAUAUAAUCAUUGUCACUUUAAUAUUUUAAAAAUAUUUAAUUUACACUAUAAUAUGUUAAAACUAUUAUAAAGACUAAAAUAAGUAGGAUUUAUUGUGUGUUCAGCACCUAUAAAAAUAUGCUUUUAAGGUGGUUGAGCCUAGCCGUGGUCAUGUAACUACACCUCGAACAGGGGCUAGCUCGACUGUGGAAUUACCACCCUCUCACAGAAGAUCGGCGUGAAGUAGUCUUUAAUGGCUGUUUUUAGUCCGAUGAGUGAGAGAGCCGGUUGCCCUUACCCUUUUCCCACAGUCUCCUUCCUUUUCCCUUUUCCUAACCUUUUCUCUUCCUCAUCCACAAUCAAGGUCCGCAACAUUCCUUUUGUUACAGAUGUCUAUGUCAGCGGUGACUUCCUUCUAUCAAUGCUUAUUUACUGCCUUUGAAACAAAAAAAUAAUUCAAUUCACAAUUCCCCAUUUAUUGUAUUCAUUUAUUUUACUGUCAAUUAAUCUUUAAGAUACUUAUACAACAUUACUGAUAGCAGAAUAAAACAUUCCAAAAGUUUUUUAUUCUAACGAAAAAGUAUUUGUUUGAAUUUUAAAAAAGUGGGUACAACAUUACCAUAUAUUUUCGAUUUUUAUAUACACUAUCAAAAUAAUCACAAAUAUCUUAUAAAAAAAAAACUUAAACCCUAGAGCUUUUCGUUCAUGUGAAUGAUUAAAUUGUUUUGAAUGUUACUUCUUUCCUAUUGGCUGUAACGUGAUGUAUGUAGCCGUUUGUAUACAAAGGCUAACAUAAUGAUUUUGGUAUAAUAAUAUAUUAAAACAUCACUCCCUGAGAUUUAUGCAUUCAACCAAACUAAUAAUAGCCAGUCUUUUAUAACAUCAUAAAAUAUGUCUUUUUAGGAGAAUGAAAGUAAAUUUAAGGUACUGCAACAUUAAAUCACUGAUAAGAAAAUAAUUAUGUAUGUAACUAACCUGAGGUAGUGGAAGUUUAGCUUAGCUAGCUAGUUUAGUUUAGCUAAGUAUUACUAAAUUAUUCCAUUAAGUAACUCCUAGUUUGUAAAUAAUUUAAAGACAAUAGCUUGUAUUCACGGAUCAAAUAGAUUAUAAGAUAGAUAUUGAAAUAGCCACAUCGUCUUUAUUUUUUUGUUGAUACUUGUUCAGAACUUGUGUUGUAACAUUGAAUUUAUAUCAUUAUACUGAAAACUUAAAGAAAUUGAAAAUCGUUAUUCACCACAUUAUUUCAAUAAUAAGUAAUUAAUUUUGAAGAAACUAAUUUAGAUGAAAUAUGUUUUACUUUUUUAAUGAAUUUGUAUGUUAUUGUGUUAAACUAUUAUUGUAUUUCAAAUCAUUCCAUUUUUUGUAAUAUAAAAUAUAAACUUU
Molecule: messenger RNA, 3715 nt
Organism: Danaus plexippus (monarch butterfly)
Lineage: Eukaryota; Metazoa; Arthropoda; Insecta; Lepidoptera; Nymphalidae
Exons: 6
Coding region: 125-754 (209 amino acids)
Source: RefSeq, a predicted model, not a curated record